Molecule: messenger RNA, 855 nt
Organism: Drosophila guanche
Lineage: Eukaryota; Metazoa; Arthropoda; Insecta; Diptera; Drosophilidae
Product: microsomal glutathione S-transferase 1
Exons: 2
Coding region: 284-784 (166 amino acids)
Cellular component (GO): membrane
Source: RefSeq, a predicted model, not a curated record
GUGGCAAAAUUUAAUGCCUCGACUGCUUCAGGUUUACAGUUUGAACGCAUCGCAAAAGAUCAAUCUUGCACUGCUUCAACUGCUUCGGCGCGCUGCCCAUACCCAUGCCCAGCCCUUCUGGAAUAUUCCAACAAUUAGGCAUGAUUAUACGUCAAUACUCGGUCCUGGGAAUCGGCUCAGCUGCUCCAUUUCUAUACAAACGCUGGACACAAUCUGACCGCCCAGUCGCCUGCCAAAACUUGCCGAGAACAGGCCUGAGAGCCGCCACAAAUAAUUACCCUAAAUGGAAAACAAUACACUGGUUACUCCCACUCCCACUCCCCUGCGUUUGACAUUGCUGGACAGGUCGAAUCCCGUGUUCGCCUGCUACCUGGUGUGGAUGAGUCUGCUGGUGCUGAAAAUGCUGUGCAUGUCGCUGCUCACUGCCCGCCAGCGGAUGCGCACCAAAACGUUUGCCAAUCCCGAGGAUCUGCGCCUCAGCAAGAACAGCGAGGUGCGCUUCGGCGACGACCAUGUGGAGCGAGUGCGUCGGGCUCAUCGGAACGAUCUGGAGAACGUGCUGCCGUUUAUGCUGAUGUCCCUGGCCUAUGUGGCCGCAGGGCCGCAUCCGAUAAUCGCUCGAAUGCUCAUACGCAUCGGGGCAGGUGCCAGGCUGCUGCACACCUUCGUCUACGCUGUCGUGCCGGUUCCGCAGCCGGCACGGGUCUUGGCAUUCUCCACCACAUUUGCGAUUACCUGCUUCGAGGCGGUCUAUGUGCUCGUCUGCUGCAUCAAAUAUAUCUAGAAGGAAAUUGCCAUUAAGUAGUGAACCCCCACACAGCCCACCCACCCCCGCUCGGCACUCCGCACAACUUU